UGGAUGCCUAAGACGGGGAGGAUUUUUCUGAUUAUGUAGUUUUUAUUUUCACGAUUUAUUAAUUAAUAAAUAACAAAUAUUUACUUUGUUUGAAGUUAUUAAGUGUUAUCGAAGUAAAGAAACUUAAAAAAUGUCUUCGGAAAAUAAGAAACGUCCAUAUAAAAUAUGGAGUGGAGAUAGACAAAAACGAAAAUCUGUUAUGGCCGCCUCACUUAAAGAAUUAAAAGAAAAAGGAGGUGAUAAAUUAGGUUACAGUACUUGGUCUGAUUUGAAAGUAGUAAUAGAAAGUGAUGGCACAGAAGUGGAAGAUGACAACUACCUUCACGUUGUAGAACGUGACACAGUAUUACAACUGCUCUGUCCGGNAGUGAUUAGUAUAAUGUUAUUUGUUUAA
Centruroides sculpturatus (bark scorpion) is the source of this 394-nucleotide messenger RNA. RefSeq names its product cell death activator CIDE-B-like. The coding region runs from base 131 to 394 and encodes 87 amino acids. The record is from RefSeq and is a predicted model, not a curated record. The transcript is spliced from 3 exons. Gene Ontology annotation, biological process: regulation of apoptotic process; apoptotic process. NCBI's taxonomy places the organism in Eukaryota, Metazoa, Arthropoda, Arachnida, Scorpiones, Buthidae.